UCCCAUAUAUAUCUUUGGUGUUUUAUUUCUCCAUGGAGUAAGCACAAAGAAAAGCUUCCGCUUGCCAGCUGCUAUUGAAACAGUUUGUUGUGGUUUUUUUCGUACAAAUUGAAAAGUUUAACAUUUUCGUAAUAAUGCAUAUAUAUGAGUUGUAUUGUUACUGACAGAUUUAUGACAUGAGGCAACACCUUUCGAGUAGAUAGGGGUUGCCGGCCUGUAAUCAUACUCAUGAUGUCACUUGUUGAUCUGGGAAAGAAGUUAUUAGAGGCUUCUCGGCAGGGCCUGCAAGAUGAAGUCAAGAUUCUCAUGGCCAAUGGAGCACCAUUUACAACUGAUUGGCUUGGCACAUCCCCCCUUCACCUUGCUGCACAUGCUGGUCAUGUACCCACUGCUGAAGUCCUUCUUAAAGCUGGAGUUAGUCGUGAUGCCAGGACAAAGGUUGACCGGACACCUCUACACUUGGCUUCCCAAGAAGGUCAUAAAGAAAUUGUUCAGUUACUGAUUGAACAUGGUGCUGAUAUCAAUGCUAAAGACAUGCUUAAAAUGACACCACUGCACUGGGCAGUUGAGCGACUGCAUGCUCCUGUCAUCAAAUUAUUACUGGAAAAUGGCGCAGGUUUGGACAUUGUAAACAAGUUUGAGAAGACACCAUUGGACAUAGCUUCAGAUCACCAUCAUCAAGAGGUCAUCGCCUUAUUACAAUUGGCUCAGGGAGUGACUAGUGAGGUGACUAUAGAGGAAGCGCCGUGUGUAUACAUCACAACAGCAGACUGUGAUUCAUCAAUUACUAGCAGUUCCACUCCAGCAUCUACUGCACUGCAGAACUUUGUCACGGCAGCAGCAAAGGCCAAGUCUAAGGCUAAUUGCAAAGUGGUCACUAAAGUACCCACAACAGCAAGUUCUACAUCAGUGCUAGCAACAUUAGCAGCUUUAGCGGAGGCCUCUUCACCCCUCAACAAACCAUCACCCACCAGCAGUAGGAGCAACUCUCUCUAUGGUACAAGUAGUGAAUCACUUCAGAUGUACACACUAACAGAAGCUGGGAAGUUAGCCAUGCAGUGGAAGAAAUCAAGCAAUGAUGAGAACCAAAAGCAGGACGUACAUUCUUCAGAAUCAACCCAGAAAGUUAUUACUAUUGUUCAAAACAGCGAGGAAGAACCAGAAAUCAUUUUAAAUAAAAGCAGUUGUGAUUCCACACCGGUGACAAUUUCCUUCAUCGGUGAAGAUUUACAGGAUUUGAAGACGGGUAAGACCAAUGAAGAUUCAUUGCAUCGACAGUUACAAAAGGCUCAAAAACAAGCUGAAAAAUAUAAACAACAACUUGCAGCUAAAGAAAGAGAAGCUGAGGACUAUCGCAAGAGGUUACAGGAGAUAUCAGGGAGUGAUCAAUCGCACAAUACAUAGUACAUGCACAUGUAUUAGUAAACAACGUAUACAUUUGUGUCUGAUGUUUCAGGUGUAUAAAUGCAGGUGUAAACAAGCCUGCAACUUUGCUUAAUGUCUUAAGUAUACUGUAUGUUUGAGUGCUGUCAAACUUAUAGUUGUAAUUGGGCAGGUAACAAUGAAGCAAAAAUGAGGACAAGUUUUGGCAGAAAGCAAAUGGGAAUCUGAGUGAUGUCUUCAUAGUAUGACAGUGACACAAUUAGCAGACUAGCAUUCACUCUCAUAUGCUCAUAUUUGCCAUGAAAUUAAUAUCAUCCUGAUGGGUGCAACCCAUUAAUGUUGAAAACUGUUUGAAGAGCUCAAUCACAUUUUCUGCAAUUUGUUUUGCAUCCAUGCAGUAAAAGUAUUUAAGGACUAUGAUUAUAUUUACAUGACUUUAACAUCCUGGCCAAAAUGAUCAGUCUUGGCCACGAUGGAGGCUUUCCCAUUUGUUGAUAUUGCCAGGACAUUGCCAUUUUAUGCUCCUUUUUCUCAUUUUAAGAUUUUCCCAUUUCUUGAAAAUACCUUGUAAAAGGAUUUUAUACUUUAUUUUUUACAUAUACAUGUACCUGCAUGAAAGUAUCAAAAAGUCUGUCCAUCUGUUUAAAAAGCAAGUGUUGUAGACUAAAGCAUGCUUUUUUAAUAUGGAGGGUACAUGUACAUGCUGCUAUAUAACAUGAGAACAGAAUCGAGGAUAAUGCAUAAGGGAAAUAUUGUAUUCAGUUUGUAAUUCUUUCAAAAUGCUUGUUUUGUUUUGUACCAUUUUAGAACUAAAUAAGGGAUGUGCUGGCAAGACUUAUUAAUUGUCGUAACUACGGAUAUUUAAAACAAUUUCUGCACCCUCAGUUGUAUGUUGCAAGAAAAUGAACCCUAGUUAUGCCAAUUGGCUAAUCAUUUUUUAGUUCUUAAAAUAAAUUAUUGUGUAUUUCUUGCAUUGUGAAUGACAUCGUGUGAAACUAGUAGCACCUUGUUUUUUCUCAGUAACAUCAAGUGUCUACUUAUCAAAAUCCUCUUGACAGUGGUAACAUGGGAAACACAUUAAGUGUUAGAAAUUUGCUUUAUGGCUUGUGGAAAUGUUUGUUUUAGUUUUGGAUAAAGUUAGCUUUAUACAAUUUCAUGGUGUUGAUUGAUGCCAAACCAGGCAUGUUUUUGAAUAACCUGUGAACACCCAAGUGCUGUCUUCCAGAGUGAGCACUGAGCAGACCUGAAGAGAAGGUCAUGUGUCUGCUAACCAGCUUUGUAAAUGGAAGUUCCCUGACAGAUUUGCAGAGACAUAUUUUAUGGUUCUGCUUGCUGUAAGUAUGAAAAAUAUAUACUAAAUAUAAGAGAUUCGUGAAAAAUGGUUAGCCUAUUUCAGGGGUUUGAGAGGAAGUUGGCUUGCACAUGCAUGCAUGCCAUAACUGAGAAUUGUGUGCUUCGUGUUAGUGCAGAAUUUCCUUGGCAAUGUCAGCACAGAAUCAUGACUAUAAACAAAUCAUAUGGACAGGAGAGUCGUAAAACAGAGCCCUAUUUUACUUGUGCAAUAAGUGCUGCAAAUGUACUUGUUGAUAUGAGUUUCUACAUUUGGACGCCCCCCCCCCCCCCCCCCACACACACACACAAUAAGUUCUUUCCUUGAUGAAUAUGGGGGUUACCUGAAAAGAAAUUAAAAAAACAGAAACUUGUCCAAUAUAUUUCGCAUGUAGAAAAGUUCAUAUUUUCCAUGAUUACUAAUGGAAAUUGGGGCCAUAACAUGUAGCUUACAAACACAUUUGUAUUAUCACGGACAUAAAAAUUGUCAGACAUUUGUCUGAAAUCAUAUUUGUUAAGUCCGAGAAAAUUACAUGAUCAGUGUAGAAAGAGACGCACCUUUCAGACUCUUCAUCCAAUUUUCAAACUUUUUGUUAAAUUGACGACCUUAUCCCUGUCAUCACGAAUUAUGUUAAUGUAGAAAGCAUUUUUAAAAGUCAUCAUUGUAAAUGUUUAUAUUUGUAAUAAAAAAUAAAUACUUUCCUUUUCUCUUUGAUGAUUCUAUCAAAUCAAA
Messenger RNA from Patiria miniata (bat star), 3445 nucleotides. RefSeq names its product GA-binding protein subunit beta-1-like. The record is from RefSeq and is a predicted model, not a curated record. The transcript is spliced from 10 exons. Lineage: Eukaryota; Metazoa; Echinodermata; Asteroidea; Valvatida; Asterinidae. The coding region runs from base 229 to 1404 and encodes 391 amino acids. Gene Ontology annotation, molecular function: protein binding.